AAAAUAGAAAAAAGGACGAUCUUGUUCGAUGCCGUGCCGCGUGGCACGGGCGAGCAGUGCCCCGUCGUGACGAGCUUGGCGAGGGCAAACCUCGAAUCUUCGCCGACACGUUUGAUUCUCGAAAGCACGUCGAUCGGGUCAGCGGAGCGCAGCUGGCGACGGUAUCUACAUCGCCAGCCAAAAUGCACCCGCCCAUCCUGCUCCUGGCCUUGUUCCUUGAGCCAGGUGCGUGUGCGUGCGACCGACGCUUGUCCUAUACUGCCGGCCAUGGUUGCAGCCGCGCGCUCGUGUGAGGCUCUCGCCGUCUUAGUCCCGCAUCGGCCUCUCAUGCGCAGCCCGUCACUACCAAUCGCGGGGUCCCACGUCGACGACUCGGCUCCGAUGAGUCAUUUGCCUCGUAAUCCUACUCCCGCAACCACCAGCAUCGGCUUGCCCGCAAUACCGUACCGGUAGUAGCCGCCCUGUCCCGCCCGCGAGAUUGCACUUUAGCGUCGAACGCCGGCAUGUACCUAUGACUGUGCCGCACUGCUUCAUCAUCCAUUGACGGAUCGUUGGUGUGGACGAUCCUCCCAGUUUGCGGCUCCUUGGGCGUGCGAUGGCCGCACACUCCGCUGCGAGCAAGGACGCCCGAACGCCAGCCGGCAGCCGCCGAUCAGCGAGCGAGGCGGGGGGCCAUGUUCAAGUUCGGUCGUGACGCAGCGCUGGCCACACGGCAGCGACCGUGACACACCACCGGCCACAUCCUCUGCUUACCCAAGCCUGCCCUCCCAGCGUCGUCGUCGGCGUCACCUCGCCUCAUGAAUCUCCCGUUACUGUCGCACUGGCGCACCGUGAUAUCUGAUGCCACCUGCGAAACUCGAUGCCUUGUCACGGGAUGACGCAUAAAUUUCGAAGGUUGGCGGCCGAUGAACGCGCGCGGAUUGGUCGUCGACGGAUCUGGCGACGUCUGAUUGGCUCGUUUCCUGGGCCGUGGCUUCACUGGUGAGAAGUUUCUGCUGCGCGCAAUAAAAAACGAUGCGUUGGACUUGGCUUUUGUAUUGCAAGUUAAAAAUGGGCGAAAAAGAACACUGUAUUUCUUUUCCACCCACGGGUUGUGUGCGAUAUCCUCGUGACAGCAGUUUUGCAUUUGCUCCUUGCCUUGAGGCGGCGCCGCAGCUUCGAACGCUCCGCCCUCCUCGCCCUCGUAGCCGACGCCAACGAAGCUUCGCACGUACCUAGCCCACGCACCGUUUGCACCUCUGUACAGCCAUCGCAUACAUAUCCACCAAAGCGAUGAACUGGGCAGCGUCGACGACCUUGAAGCCAACGGGCCUCGCAUCGAACAACUAUGGCAGCAUGGGCAACUUGCAACCGAUCCCGGAAGAGGACGAGUCGAGCGGCAUCCGGUCGCCGCUUCCGACCAAGUGGAAACCCAUCGAGCGUGAGAUCAAGCCGCAGUAUUAUGUCAUGAAGAGCACCGCGCCGACCGCCAAGCUCAACCCGCGGGCCAUCUUUAUGGUGUUUUCGCUGCCCGCGAUUUUGUUUCUCUUCUUCCUCUUCAUCUUCAUCUUGCGUGCCAAUGCACCUCUGCCCGUCAUGCUGUGGCGGGACUGCGCUCGUGGACAAUGGCCCAAGUCGAAUGCAUGCGUCCCGACCAACACGCUCGCGGUCCGCGCGACGACGGUCGUUCAGAACCUCACGUGGUCCGAGAAGCUCACGCAGUGCCAGCUCCGCGACAACGCACUGCCGCGCCUCAACAUCUCGAGCUUCCCGUACUGCCAAGAGUCGAUGUUCAAGCAGCUCAUGCAGUUGCACCCGACCGAGUUUGCGCCCAUUGACAUGAAGGCAUCGUGCAAGCAGUUCCACCUCCGCACGUACACGCCGAUCACGACGCUUCGGGGCUGCAAGAACGUCAUCAAGAGCCUCGUCGAAGACGGUCUCCUCCUCUCGCUGUACCCGUCCGAGCUCGCUGUCUGCGCCAAGUACCCGUACACGGCGUACGAAGUCGCGGCCCUUGACGACAUUCUCGUGCGCCUUCUUGCCGGCCGGAUUCUCGCCGACGAGUCGCAUGAAGUGCGAGCCGGUGGGAUCAUCCUCGGCGGCCCCGAAAGCUUCCACGCUGGCAUCCCCAAGAAGUACGGCAUCGACUCGUAGUUAGCUUCCGCAUAAUUUAUCGCCACCGCAGCCGCCUUGCCGCGGUUCAUUUUUGUCGCCUCCA
Molecule: messenger RNA, 2197 nt
Organism: Saprolegnia diclina VS20
Lineage: Eukaryota; Oomycota; Saprolegniomycetes; Saprolegniales; Saprolegniaceae
Exons: 1
Coding region: 1273-2133 (286 amino acids)
Source: RefSeq, a predicted model, not a curated record